AUGCGCCACCUCUUCGCGUUGGCGGCUCUCGUCGCCUUCGGCGCCGCGGCCGAGUUGUGCACCGGCGACCAGUGCCCGGUGCCUGCCGGCGCGCCGGGCCAGCGGGUGGACGACUCUUCCGAAGACGACUUUGUCGUGCUCAAUGAGGAUGACUCGGACCUCGACGAGGACCUGAUUGGAGAGAGAGAGGAGGCCGGCGGUGGAGCCGAGGCGGCGUCCGAGGCGGCCAAGGCGGGGGCCUCGGAGCCGGCCGCAGAGGCGGAGGCAGAGGCGGAAGCGGAGGUUGCGAUGGAGGCGAGCGUGGAGAGCGACGGUGACGCGGCGUGGAGGGAAGCGGCUGCCCGGAAGGAGGCGCGCGCUGGCGCCGCGCCGGCAGCGGAGGCGGCAGGGGAGGCGGAGGCGGAGUCGAAGCAGCCGGAGGCCGGAGCGGAGGCGGCACCGGCGCCAGAGGAGGCGGCGGCGGAGGCGGCGGCGGCGGCGGAGGAGGCGGCAGAGGCGGCAGAGGCGGCGGCGGCAGAGGCGGCGCCGGCGGAGGUGGCGCCGGCGGAGGCGGCGGCGGUGACGUCCGGUGCGGUCGCAGGCAGCAAGCUGUCGCAGAGCAAGGUUGCGGGCGGCGCGGGCGUCGCCGCCACCGCUCCGCCCGGCGCUUACUCGAACGCCGACCUCGAGGCGGACCUGGCGGUGGUGCAGGUGACCGCGCACCUCGGGCUGGUGGACAAGCUGCUCGACGCGCUCGCGAACGUCACCUUCGGGCUGGGCGACACCGACCGCGACGGCUCGCUCUCUCGCUCCGAGGCGGCCUCCUUUGCCACCUCGCACCUGGUCGAGACGUCUCCGCUCGGCCGCACACUCGGGCUGUCCGGCGGAGAGCUGCCGCUGCAGGACGGCGCCAAGGCCAUCCCUCCUCCGCAGCGGAGCGGCGGCGCGGCUCAAGCGCCCCCGGCGAGCAAGGCAGACGCGAUGGCGGAGGUCGAGGCGAUGAUGAAGGCCUACACCAGCGCCGCGGGCGGCGCCGGCGCGGGCGGCGCCGGCGCCGGCGCCGGGAGGCAGCGCCAGGCGGGCGGCGCUGCGGACGCGGCGCUCGCGCCUCUGCAGCGGGCGCUGCAGUCGGCGCUCGCCGCGGCAAAGUCGAACUUGCGCAAGCCGAACCUCAACACCGCCCUCGCCGCCUCGGGCGCCGGCUGCCUCGCCCUGCGCGAGGUGCUCUCGCACGACCUGCUCGGCGCGAGGGAGGCGCUGCGAGGCGUCAUCGGAGGGCCGCUGCCAGAGUUCCUCGGCCGCCUGCGCAACUUGGCGGGCGCGGCGAUGCUCGCGGCGGCCUUCCUCAAGUUUGAUUAGCCGUCGGCCGUGGCGGUGCGAGGCUAGUCAUGCCGGGGAGGCCGGCGAGCCGUCGCUCACUCCUCACAG
Messenger RNA from Emiliania huxleyi CCMP1516, 1407 nucleotides. RefSeq lists its product as hypothetical. The transcript has 2 exons. Lineage: Eukaryota; Haptophyta; Isochrysidales; Noelaerhabdaceae. The record is from RefSeq and is a predicted model, not a curated record. The coding region runs from base 1 to 1338 and encodes 445 amino acids.